AACUCGUCUUGAGUCGUCACUUUGUAUAUAGCCCAGUAGUGAGUGAGUGUUCGGACAUACAAAAGUGCAGGAUUAAUACGUAUAUUGUAAACAGCAAACAGAAGUGGCUUCUACCUCUAUGUCCUCGGACGCGUGAAGACAAACCAAACUCGAUGGCUGAAACUCAAGAUGGUAUAGAGGCGAAGAGGCCCAGUGUGGCUGAAAGUAUCAAGACCAGCAGGAAAGGCAGUGUGUCCGAGAAGCCCAUAGAUUUAGAUGACUUGCUGAUCAAUGAGCUGGGCCAAUUCGGAUGGUUCCAGGCCCGCAUGAUCUGUCUGAUCUCGAUCCCUAUGAUUAUGUCGGCGUUUAUGAGUGAAUACAUAUUUUCGGCUGCCGCUAUACCCCACAGAUGCAUUAUCCCAGAGUGUGGUGAAACCUCAGAAAAUGCUAUAUAUGAUGAUUAUAGGAUAUCAGCUGCCAUGCCUAAUGGAACCAGAUGCGAACGAUUCGUGCCUUUGGCCUCUAACGGAUCCUUGAACUACUGCCCUGAUUAUAUGUUUGAUCAGAACGAAACUCAAGAAUGUGACGAGUUUGUUUACGAGAGAGACAAUUCUGUAGUGUACGAUUUUGACCUUGGCUGCCAAGAUGGGUUGAGGGUGCUAGUUGGUACUCUCAACAGCGUCGGCACCCUUCUGGUCCUGCCCAUCAUAGGGUUCAUUUCGGAUCGCUGGGGCCGCAGGGUGGCACUCAUUCUCAGCGUCUUCAACUUGGGCCUGGUGGGCUUCAUUCGUGCCUUCUCUGUCAACUACCCCAUGUACCUGGCCCUCCACCUAUUGCAGACCACAGUAGGAGCCGGGACGUACAGUUCUGCAUAUAUUUUUGCAACUGAACUCGUGGGCCCAAAGUACCGUGUAGUGACCAGUGCCACUUGCUCUUCAAUGUUUGCCGUCGGUCAAGUGAUCCUGGGUCUCGUAGCCUGGCUGGUGCAGCCGUGGCGGUACAUGAUCAUGGCACUCCACAUCCCCUGCUUCAUCAUUAUCACGUACUACUGGUUCCUCUCAGAGAGUGUGAGGUGGCUGCUCUCUAAAAAGAUGUACGAGAAAGCAAGAGUGGUGUUGGAGAAAGUAGCGAGGAUCAAUAAGAAGCAAAUCAGCGAGAAGUCCAUGCAUUCGCUGAUGAAUCCACCACCUUCGCCACCAGCUUCUGAGGCUAAAGGUAAUGGUUUAAUUAAAACCAUAAUAAAAUCCCGCGUGCUGUUCCGUCGUGUCUGCACCACUCCCAUCUGGUGGAUCACGACCACGUUCGUGUACUACGGCCUGUCCAUCAAUUCCACCACCCUCAUCGGCACGAACAUGUACCUGAACUUCAUACUGACGUGUGCCAUCGAGAUCCCUGGCUUCUUCACGGCGGUGCUGAUCCUGGACAGAAUUGGACGGAAGGCUACUCUCUCUGGUGGAUUCUUCUUGAGUGCUGCUUUCAAUAUCGCCUUCGUAUUUGUGCCGCAGGCACUGACGACGCUGCGCCUGAUCCUUUUCCUGUUGGGCAAGUUCGGAAUCUCCAUCGUGUUCACAUCCUUGUACCUGUUCACUUCAGAGCUGUACCCUACUCAGUACCGUCACACGCUCCUGGCAUUCUCCUCCAUGAUCGGCAGGGUGGGAUCUAUCACAGCACCACUCACACCUCUUCUUGCUGACAAUUAUUGGCACGGCAUCCCCAACUCAAUGUUCGGUGCAAUGGGCCUGAUCUCCGGGAUCCUGGUGCUGACUCAGCCGGAGACCCUCGGAACCAAGAUGCCGGACACGUUGGAUGAAGCCGAGGCCAUCGGCAAACCUGAAUCGAAAAUCCAGCGGUCUACCUGACACUAAACCUCAGAUUAGCAUUAUCAAAUUGGCUUUACAAAAUCUCUCUAGAUUAAAUUUAACUACGCCUAAGAUUA
This is a messenger RNA of Achroia grisella, 1915 nucleotides long. Its product is annotated as organic cation transporter protein-like. Bases 153 to 1838 code for a protein of 561 amino acids. Gene Ontology annotation, molecular function: transmembrane transporter activity. The record is from RefSeq and is a predicted model, not a curated record. The transcript has 8 exons. Gene Ontology annotation, cellular component: membrane. Gene Ontology annotation, biological process: transmembrane transport. NCBI's taxonomy places the organism in Eukaryota, Metazoa, Arthropoda, Insecta, Lepidoptera, Pyralidae.